Messenger RNA from Leguminivora glycinivorella, 1598 nucleotides. It is a transcript of the gene U2af38, whose product is annotated as splicing factor U2af 38 kDa subunit. The coding region runs from base 235 to 951 and encodes 238 amino acids. NCBI's taxonomy places the organism in Eukaryota, Metazoa, Arthropoda, Insecta, Lepidoptera, Tortricidae. The record is from RefSeq and is a predicted model, not a curated record. Gene Ontology annotation, cellular component: spliceosomal complex; U2AF complex. Gene Ontology annotation, biological process: mRNA splicing, via spliceosome. The transcript is spliced from 6 exons. Gene Ontology annotation, molecular function: pre-mRNA 3'-splice site binding; metal ion binding.
UCUGUGUAAUUCUACAAUGGCGGAUAGCGGUGCCGUGCAAUGCGAUUGCCGCUUAUGUUCUUUUUUGUAGAGUGAAACAUAAUUAAAGUUGUGUUUUAUAGUUUGUUCAGCUGGUAUAAACAAAGUGAUACAAUAAGAACUGUAACUAUUUCAUUCAACGUUAGAUGAUCAUUUUGUUGUGCAUCGCUCUUGACGCAAACUAAGCAUUUCAGCCGUCAUCAACACCUAUUUACCAUGGCAGAGUAUCUUGCUGCUAUCUUUGGUACAGAAAAAGACAAGGUCAACUGCUCCUUUUAUUUCAAAAUUGGAGCUUGCCGUCAUGGAGACAGGUGCUCUCGAAUUCAUAACAAGCCAACCUUUUCACAAACAGUGUUGCUGCAAAACCUUUAUGUGAAUCCCCAAAACUCUGCAAAGUCUGCUGAUGGCAGCCAUUUGGUUGUAGCCAAUGUGUCGGAUGAGGAGAUGCAGGAACAUUACGACAAUUUCUUUGAAGAUGUUUUUGUGGAAUGUGAAGACAAAUAUGGAGAGAUUGAGGAAAUGAAUGUGUGUGAUAAUUUGGGGGAUCACCUAGUCGGAAAUGUUUAUAUUAAAUUUCGUCGCGAAGAAGACGCGGAGAAGGCCGUGAACGACCUGAACAACCGCUGGUUCGGCGGCCGCCCCGUCUACGCGGAGUUGUCGCCUGUCACGGACUUCCGCGAGGCGUGCUGUCGCCAGUACGAGAUGGGAGAAUGUACCCGCUCCGGCUUCUGCAACUUCAUGCACUUGAAGCCCAUCUCUAGGGAACUUAGGAGAUACCUGUACUCGCGUCGCAAGGGUGGGCGAAGGUCGCGCAGCCGCUCCCGCGAGCGCCGCCCGCGCCGCUCGCGCUCCCGCGACCGCGGCGCCGGCGGCGGCGGCGGCGGUGGCGGCCGCCGCGAGCCCGCGCGCAACUCGCGCUCCGGCCGCUACUGACCGCUCCGGCGCUCCGCACGCACCGCUCCCCGACACACUCAACCCAAACAGUGAUGCCAUCUACCGACCGAUCUUUACUGUGUGGGAAAGAUACUCCGGAAGCCUCGCACGAGCUCUUCAUAAACCCGAGAUGCCCACAUCAAAUUUGCUGUUAGAUUCCAAAAUGAAAGACUAUCGACGACUAAUCAGAUGGAUUGUGUGUCUAUGCGAGUCCUACUCCUGCUAGUGACCUUUCUCCGCUUGAGACAGAUUAUCGUUCAUUCUCUUUCACUUUAACAUAGAAUCAGCGGUCACUACCUAUACACAAAUACCGUAACACCAAAAUUAAAAAAACACUAAUAAGGAUCCAAGUUAAUUGCGAACGUUUGUGUUUUUUUUUAAAUGCAAAAAAUAAGUAUAAAUAAUUUGGUUACUUUGUUUGGUGUUGAAAUAUCUUUACUAUUGAUAUUAAUAUAUGUGUCUUCAAAGCAGUGGGUACUGAUGUGCAUACGGCAAUAUGCACAAAGUUAAAAUAUAACAUCUUAUUUUGUCUUUUAUUAAGAAUCUGUCACAGUGCGGUAUUGCAGUACUAACCUAAAAUAGUUUUAUACUAAGAAAUUGUGACAUUUAAUAAUAACUAUUAAGUAUUCAUUCCUUAAUUUAUUUUU